AUGGACGCCAGGCCGUUCCGCCCUCGAGGCAACGAAAACGCACCCGAUCUUCACCAACGGCACAAGUCAACCGGAAACCUGGCCACGAUGGCCUCGGCGGUAGCAGGCGGCCUUCGCGGUCCUGCUAAGCGAGCUGCGUUUGGCGACGUCACGAACCUCAGCAAACAGACCGGGCAUACACGCGACGAGAACAAAAUCAAGAUUCACACUUCCAACGGCACCACUCAAGGCCACGUAGCUGUUGCCAUCAACAAGGAAAACGUCAACUACAGCAAGGGUGGAUUUUCGCAUCCCGCGCAAAGGCCCAGCUCCCACGCACCCACUUCCAGACCUGCUCUCGAGAAUAAGGCUUCCGACGCGAACAAGAAGCUCGGGCGCGGCGCCCAGGAGGCUGCAGGUCAAGGCUACACCAAGAAGCCCGUUCAUGCAGUGUCCAAGGCUUCAACACUGUCAUCGGCCCAAAACGCACCCGCCCUUCAGCCGCGUCACCACAAGAGUCAGCCCCAGCUCAAACAAAAACAACAACCCAACCUCCGACGCACUCAAAGCAAGCAGCUCGAAAAGGUCGCGCCCAAGCCUGAUGCUGUCGAGACGGGCUACAAGAACACAAACGCUGUGUCAAUGCCCCUACAAGAAGAAUAUCCCUACGAUCACGCCGCCUACCUUGAUUCUCUCUACCUCCCUAUCGAAACUGGUGUUGACCUAGACGCGCUGCAGAAGGAAGAGUUCCACGAGGCUGCCACCAAGCUUCCUGAGAUCUCCGAGGAGGAGCCUGUGGUUCCCGUCCUGUCUGAGGGUCCUGCCCCUGCCAUGUCAGAGGCUGAAGAGUGCUGGGACGAAGAAGAAGAGGAUUUUGACGAUCAAGACCAAGCAUACACAACGGCGCAUUCUUUCCGUUCUCGCGAUCUGACCGCUGGAGGAGCUACAACAAUAGUGCCGCCACGAGUGACUGCCCGCGUACAGCGUGAACUAGAGGAAGCCCGUGAAGAGGUCGAGCGGAACCGCACUGACGACGAGAUUGAGGAGGAGCUUUGGGACGUCAGCAUGGUUGCAGAGUACGGCGAGGAGAUCUUUGAGUACAUGCGGGAGCUGGAGAUGAAGAUGCUCCCCGACCCUCACUACAUGGACAUUCAGACAGAGAUCCAGUGGUCAAUGCGAUCGGUCCUUAUGGACUGGCUCGUGCAGGUGCACACACGAUUUUGCCUGCUUCCCGAGACCCUAUUCCUCACCGUCAACUACAUCGAUCGUUUCCUUUCAUCCAAGAUCGUGUCGAUCGGCAAGCUUCAGCUGGUCGGUGCCACCGCUAUCUUCGUGGCCGCCAAGUAUGAAGAGAUUAACAGUCCAUCGCUUGACGAGAUUGUGUACAUGGUCGACAACGGAUAUUCUGCUGAGGAGGUCCUCAAGGCGGAGCGAUUCAUGCUCAGCAUGCUGAGCUUCGAGCUGGGCUGGCCCGGUCCGAUGAGCUUCUUGCGACGUGUGAGCAAGGCUGACGACUACGACCUUGACACGCGAACUCUCGCCAAGUACUUCCUGGAGCUUACCAUCAUGGACGAGCGUUUUGUUGCCACACCGCCAAGCUUCCUCGCUGCCGGAGCACACUGCCUUUCUCGACUCAUUCUUAAGAAGGGUGACUGGACUAAGCAGCAUGUCCACUACUCGGGGUACACCUGGAGUCAGCUGAAGCCGUUGGUUACCAUGAUCAUUGAGUGCUGCGAUCAGCCUCACCUGCACCACGCGACAGUCUUUACGAAAUACACAGACCGGCGGUACAAGGAGGCAUCUUUGAUGGUGCAAGCAGCCUUGGAGGCGGGAUUCACGCUCCCUCACCAGCUGCACCCCGUCCGAAGGGAACAGUCGCAUGAAGCUUAUCAUGAUAGCAGCGAUGAUUUGCAGUACAAUCCUCAUGGCCAUCUCGUCCCUAUCGAAGGAUGA
Messenger RNA from Fusarium keratoplasticum, 1932 nucleotides. RefSeq names its product Cyclin N-terminal domain-containing protein. Bases 1 to 1932 code for a protein of 643 amino acids. Gene Ontology annotation, molecular function: cyclin-dependent protein serine/threonine kinase regulator activity. The transcript is spliced from 4 exons. Lineage: Eukaryota; Fungi; Ascomycota; Sordariomycetes; Hypocreales; Nectriaceae. The record is from RefSeq and is a predicted model, not a curated record. Gene Ontology annotation, cellular component: cytoplasm; nucleus; centrosome. Gene Ontology annotation, biological process: mitotic cell cycle phase transition; regulation of cyclin-dependent protein serine/threonine kinase activity.